Molecule: messenger RNA, 951 nt
Organism: Chrysochloris asiatica (Cape golden mole)
Lineage: Eukaryota; Metazoa; Chordata; Mammalia; Afrosoricida; Chrysochloridae
Gene: GGH
Product: gamma-glutamyl hydrolase (conjugase, folylpolygammaglutamyl hydrolase)
Exons: 9
Coding region: 1-951 (316 amino acids)
Biological process (GO): tetrahydrofolylpolyglutamate metabolic process
Cellular component (GO): vacuole
Molecular function (GO): gamma-glutamyl-peptidase activity
Source: RefSeq, a predicted model, not a curated record
AUGGCGAACGCGGGUCAGUUGCUGAGCGUGCUGGGCCUGCUUCUCUGUGGAAUGACGAGUCUCGUGCUAUCCGCAUCCUCCAGCGGCACCACCGAGAAGCCCAUCAUUGGGAUAUUAAUGCAAAAUGCCUCUAUGUGGACGAAUGUGUCUGGGAAGUACUAUAUUGCUGCAUCCUAUGUAAAAUACCUGGAGUCUGCAGGUGCAAGAGUUGUACCAGUAAGGCUUGAUCUUACAACUCAAGAAUAUGAGAAGCUCUUCAAAUCAAUUAAUGGGAUCCUUUUCCCUGGAGGAAGUGUUAGCCUAAAGAACUCAGAUUAUGCCAAAGUGGCCAGAAUAUUUUAUAACUCUGCCCUAAAGAGUUUUGAUGAUGGAGACUAUUUUCCAGUGUGGGGCACAUGCCUUGGGUUUGAAGAACUCACAUUACUGGUGAGCGGUAAGAACUUACUAACACUCACAGAAACUAAGAGCAAGUCACUGCCACUAAACUUCACUGGAGGUAAGUAUUCUGGCAGAAUGUUCCGGAAUUUUCCUGCAGACUUAUUGCUAUCAUUAUCUACUGAACCUCUGACUGCAAAUUUCCACAAGUGGAGCCUUUCCAUGAAGAAUUUUACAUCAAAUAAAAAGUUGAAGUCAUUUUUCAACGUAAUAACUACCAAUACAGCUGACAACCUUGAAUUUGUCUCUUCAGUGGAAGGAUAUAAGUAUCCAGUAUAUGGUGUCCAGUGGCAUCCAGAGAAACCACCUUACGAGUGGGGAGUUAGCAGCAUUUCCCAUUCACCUAAUGCUGUGAAGACCGCAUUUUAUUUAGCAGAGUUCUUUGUUUCUGAAGCUCGUAAAAAUAAUCAUCGCUUUAAAUCUAAAGAUGAAGAAAGGAAGGCACUCAUAUAUCAAUUUCAUCCAAUGUAUUCUGAAAAAUUUUCUUCAUUCCAGCAAAUUUAUCUCUUUAAUUGA